Molecule: messenger RNA, 1539 nt
Organism: Quercus robur (English oak)
Lineage: Eukaryota; Viridiplantae; Streptophyta; Magnoliopsida; Fagales; Fagaceae
Exons: 3
Coding region: 1-1539 (512 amino acids)
Source: RefSeq, a predicted model, not a curated record
AUGGAAUCCAACCCAGAUUCAGCAGCCUUGGCCCAACAAGUUCAAGCCCUUGCAGCCACCAUUGAAGAACUCACCAAACAAAACCAGGAAAUGAAGCUACGACUCCAGCAGGUUCAACAGGCUCAACAGGAAGAAAACCGGUCCAAGGGCAACCUAGAAGGAGAAGGGGAUAGCCAUAGGAGAGGGGGGCAACGACCAAAGAGGCCAGCAGACUACUUACUCACCAUUAGACAGGGAGAAAAGGAAACCCUAAGGUCAUAUGUCAAACGCUUCACCCGAGAGACUCUAGAGGUGGACGAAGCCGAUGACAAGGUGCAGCUGACGACCUUCAAAGCAGGACUGAGGUCCAGAGAUCUUAUGGCCUCCCUCGCAAAGAACCCGCCAAAGACGAUGGCAGAAAUGCUCCUGAAAGCACAGAAGUACAUGAACGCUGAAGACGCUUUAGCGGCCAUAAAGAAUGCAGAGAAGCCAGGAGACAAGGCAAAAAAACAAGACGACCGUAGGGGGCAAAAGAGAGAGCGAUCGGACUGUCGGAACAAUGACAGGAAUAUGAGGAAGGAUGAUAAAAGUUCUCAGACGGUAAGAUUUACUCCUUUGGUUAGGCCUGUUGACAAAAUUUUCACGCAGCUCAAGGACGAGCAUUACCUCAAAUGGCCAAGACCAUUGCACUCAUCCCCCAAUGUCCGCGACAAGAACAAGUACUGCCGUUUCCACAAAGAUCACGGCCACAACACGGAAGACUGGAAAGACCUAAAGGAGCAGAUAGAGGAGUUGAUACGUAAAGGGAAGUUACAGAAAUAUGUGAAGAAGGGAGAAUAUAGUAAAUUCAGGGACGAUAAUAAAGGCCAGCAUGAAUCCUUUUCUCGGUUUGACGACCGUCCAUCCCAACCUCCGCACAAAGUGAUUGGGGAGAUAAAGACGAUUAUAGGGGGGCCAUUCUCGGGAGGAUCAUUUAAAUCACUCAAGAAGGCAUACCAGAGGCAGGUAAACAGUGUCCACACCGUACCCCCGUCUAAGCAUAAACGAACAUACCAGGACAUGUCCUUCAGUGAAGGAGACGCCAUGGGAGUGAAGCAGCCCCACAACGAUCCCUUGGUCAUAAUGCUGAAUAUAGAAGGGUUCAAUACCAAGAGGAUCCUCGUCGACAAUGGCAGCUCCACAAACAUCAUCUACCUCCCAGCCUUCCAGCAACUGAGACUAGAUCUGAGAAGACUACGCCUUUUUGACUCUCCACUCGUCAGCUUCAACGGAGACAGGGUCUACCCCAGGGGCAUAGUGAUAUUGACGGUGACGGCGGGGGCCUACCCAGUGCAGUUGACCCGUCAAGUAAAAUUCCCAACAGAUAAUGGCGUCGGUGAAGUGAAAGGAGAUCAAGUCUUGGCAAGAGAAUGCUAUCAAGCCGUCCUGGCUACGAAGGAGAACCAUACAUGGAUGAUUGAAGAAAAGGAAGAAGAUAGGAUAGAGGCCCUGGAAACGAUGGAAUUGGUAGAAGGAGAAGCGAACAAGACGACCAAGAUAGGAACGACGUUAAGCCCCUAG